Molecule: messenger RNA, 873 nt
Organism: Trypanosoma theileri
Lineage: Eukaryota; Euglenozoa; Kinetoplastea; Trypanosomatida; Trypanosomatidae
Product: surface protease GP63
Exons: 1
Coding region: 1-873 (290 amino acids)
Biological process (GO): cell adhesion; proteolysis
Cellular component (GO): membrane
Molecular function (GO): metalloendopeptidase activity
Source: RefSeq, a predicted model, not a curated record
AUGUUCUGCACUGCGACUGUGAGGAUCAAAGGGUAUUUACAAUGCACCUAUGAUCGUAUGACUCUUGGGCAGUGCUUAAGAAGAACAUAUCCUGAGGUGAUUGAGCCGUACUUCCGGUACCUGUCGAACGCCCACCUUGGCGGCAAUAAAGUCAAUAUGGACUGCUGUCCCUAUGUGGAGAAAGUCCGUUAUGGUGAUUGUACCGAUGGCAGACGGUCGACGAUCAUUGGAAGCUUUGUUGGCCCGGAUGCACGCUGCGUAAAGGGCAAUGAACUAAAGUAUAGGACGACACCCAUUGGCGAUGUGUGUGUGAAUACGAAGUGUGAGGAGGAGGGCAAGCUGAGUCUGCAGUUUCAAGGUGAUGAGGAGUGGUACCAGUGCGAGGAGGGGGAGCAUGUUAAAUCGAACAGUACUAACUGGUCUGGAACUAUUACGUGUCCCAAGUACGCCGAUGUGUGCACCAGGUACCCCAACAUCACCAAUAAGGAGCCCUUGCCCGAGGUCACCGACAAGGACAACGAGCCUGCUCCUGAAAACAUAACGUGGCCCAUCACAAAAUCUGAAGACACGUCCCCUCAGCCCAUACCGCCGACAGUUCCAAAUGCAGAGAGCGAAAAGAAUUCAUCUGAAAAAAGGGAUGGACCCCAUAAUUCUGAAGAAGAUGGCCUGAAUGGUUCCACCACCCACAUCGACAGCGAUACAAAGAAUAACUUGGCUACCAAUGGUAAAGGUCCAGCAGCACAUGUGCCUAACAACAGUGACACGAUUACUGUGAACAUUGGUAUUGGCGAUGGCACUGUGACUCCUGCUGGGCAUGCACCCCUUCUGCUCCUCAUCUUUGCCAGCGCCGUCGCCGUGGUAUUCUCUCUGUAA